AUGUACUCAAGCCAGGGUGCCAGCAGAUCGAAAGACGACAAUAAUCCAGCAGGUAGUGCACCUCAAACAUCCGGGGAGACAUAUCAAUAUGGUCACCCUAGAGAUGUAUCUAAGGAUGCCAAGAUGUCUUCAAGCCAGUGGCCUAGCAGAUCGAAGGAAGAGACUAAUCCAGCAGCUAGGGCACCUCAACCGUGCGGGGAGACAUAUCAAUACGGCUACACUAAAUACGCCUACAAGGCUGCUAAGAAGUCUUCAAGCCAGUGGGCUAGCGGACCGAAAGACGAGACGGUCUGCUUGAAGGAUGCCAGAAAGUCUGAAAGACAGGGAAUUGGCAGAUGGGUAAGGGAGGCUAUUCCGGCAUCCAGCGCACAUAUCCAGACAGAAAUUUCGAAUGGCAUUCGCCGCAGUGGGGACGUUGCUCUGCACGACAACCGACAGGCCAUGCUCGGAGCAACAUGUCCCAUCUGCUCUCGAAGAGUAGAAACACCACUGCAAAUGACGGCGUACUAUUCAAAACCAGUGUGCAAUGAGUGCAGGAGGUCGGCAGAAAGGCUGGAUAACCACGGCAGUCAAGAGGUCGCAGACCCAAGAUAUCCCUUGUGCCCUAGAAGAAUAGAAAGGCCACCGCAGAGGACGGAAGUUGCUUUGCAAAAUAACCAACAGGAGGUGGAGGCAGUACGUCCUACGCACCGCGAACGGAUAACUUUUACGAACUGCGGUGUUACUUUUUUACUUGGAUUGCCGAGACGGUUCGUUAACUGGCUAUAUACGAAACUUACUUGUCACUAA
This is a messenger RNA of Dibothriocephalus latus, 789 nucleotides long. The record is from the annotation of a GenBank genome assembly. Lineage: Eukaryota; Metazoa; Platyhelminthes; Cestoda; Diphyllobothriidea; Diphyllobothriidae.